Messenger RNA from Cetraspora pellucida, 1152 nucleotides. The record is from the annotation of a GenBank genome assembly. Lineage: Eukaryota; Fungi; Glomeromycota; Glomeromycetes; Diversisporales; Gigasporaceae.
AUGGACGCUGAAGCGAGGAGAAAACAUUGCGGUCUCUUAAUGUUUGAUGCUCCAACCGUGUCUGCAAGAUCUCAAACAUCAAGAAGCAAUGACAUUAUCAUUAACAACAUGUCAACGCGGGGAGUUGACUCUUCCGCAUUGAAUAAUAAUCUCUCCUAUGAAUCCUCCCGUAACGCUAGUUCAAUGAUCAAUGAUUUUGACAUCUUUCAGGAUUGCACUUCUGACUUUUCUACUACCACGCGCGCGCUGGCGGCUGGAGCUGCUGCUGGUGAUGAUUUUAUUCAUCAUGGUUCUGGCGAUUUAUUAAAUGGUGAUGAGUCUGUACAAAGAAAUGUCGAUAAACGUAGACAACAACGUAAGCAAACUUCUCCAAGGGAUUCCACAGACAAUAGGAAUUAUUCAGUCUCAACUGGUACUACUGGCCCUCAUAGAAGAAAAUCAACCAGAAGUGGAAAUAAAAGCCCCGCAAAGUCAGAUUUUACUGAAGGCUUACAACAAUCACCCAUUAAUAUGUCACCACAAGAUACCAACAUGACACCUCGAAAUGAACCUACAAAUUCUUCAUAUACAGUUCUUCCAAGUCUUCCAAGUCCAGAAAUUCCUACAUUGGUGGAUCCCCCCGUAGAAUAUGGAUCUCAACAACAAAUUAAUCCAGUUACAUCUCAUUUACCACUUACACCGAUUUCUCCACCUCAAAUGCAAUGUGAACAAGAAUUUAAAGUUCGUCAACAACAAUAUGAUCCAAAUCUUUUACGAUAUGUUCCAGGAGGUAUUCAAGUUUAUCAUAAUCAAGGAAACGCACCACAACUCCCCUUCACAUCCAUGGACGGAUUUAUUCCUUCCUAUAAUCCUUUAGAAUAUUAUAUUACAUCAGAUGUUCCAGAUGUGGCACAACAACAACAGCAGAUGAAUGCGGAAACUAUGCUUCAUUAUGAACAACAUCAAAUUACACAUACGCCUACCGUUUCAUCCUCAAACAAUCCAUCCCCUAAUGAAAGAACCUCCCUAUAUCCGCAACAACCUGCUCAAUAUUAUCAUAAUGGAACGAAUACUGCUGGUAACGUAAACAGCAAUCCAACGUAUUUAAAUUUUCUCGCAGGAUACGAGUGUCAAAACUUUUUGGGUGGUUCUGUGAAUCAUCACAUUCAAUAA